Molecule: messenger RNA, 1564 nt
Organism: Mugil cephalus (flathead mullet)
Lineage: Eukaryota; Metazoa; Chordata; Actinopteri; Mugiliformes; Mugilidae
Product: ubiquitin-associated protein 1-like
Exons: 6
Coding region: 360-1550 (396 amino acids)
Biological process (GO): ubiquitin-dependent protein catabolic process via the multivesicular body sorting pathway
Cellular component (GO): ESCRT I complex
Molecular function (GO): ubiquitin binding
Source: RefSeq, a predicted model, not a curated record
CACGUGAAAGUAUUAUAUGAGAAAUUAUGAUAAAUAUGUCGUAUGUGUCAGUAGAAAUUGACAGAAGAAUUAAAAGGAUAUUGAGGAUACUGUGCUUUUAUUCACAAUAGGCCUCAUCUAAGAAUAAAUUCAUAUAUAUAUAUGUGUAACCAGAUAAACUAUACUAUCUGUAGUAGAUGUUUGCGGGCUGGAUUACAACAGACGCCUGAGGCUUUACUUGUAAACAAACUUGGAUGAUGUCAGAGGCUUAGCGAUGAAGAGGUUUAUCACGUAUAGUUACUCACUCCAAACACCUGUCCCUGACUCAGACGGCUGUGGACCUGGAAGAGGACAAACCGGACAAAGGCUAUUUGCUGGUGAUGAAUUUUCUGGAGGAUGUCCCGUUUCAGACCCUGCUGGGUCCACUGGAGGAGGAAGUUCAGCUGCUGACGACUCCGGACAUCACUGUACCAGACCUCCAGCGGGUAAUGAAGGAAACUGAGUAUGGAUUCAACCUGGAGAGGUGGAUUUUAACUGGGGAGCAGGAGGUCAGUCAGGCCCCGUCCUGCCCGCCUUACUGGCUGAUGUUCCGCAGCCCCCAGAAGAGUCGCAGGGCGACUCACAGGAGCGGCGACCCGUGGGCCUCCAGCCCUCGCCCACGCAGCCACAGCCUGAACUCUGCGGACGCUCACUGCCUGCACCACCGCACCGUCAGGUUCCACAUAUCGGACUCUGACAACGAGGACGGCUACUGCGAGGACAACGAAUGGUCCCCCACCGAAGACGCCCAUCACCGCACCAGGAGCAGGGAGCGGCCCCGGAGCGCCGCACCCAAAGACCCGGUCUCAAGAGUCAAGGAAAUGCACCUCGGUCCUUCCGCUCACCACUGCAAGCCUGACUCUCCUCAGACCCACAGGAGCCACAGAGCUUCUCUCCCAGACUGCAGACAACCUCUGCGUGCGGUGGAGCAGCAGAGGUCGCAGCAGGCCAGCCCCCUCUGCCACGGCCAGAAGGGCAGCAAGAAGAGGCAGCGUUCGCUGAGCUCCGCGGGACUCAGGAAGUACCCCCAAAACACAUCGCCUGCCCUUUCUUCUUCAUCCAGGCUGCUGCAGCAGCAACGACCCUCGUCUGCAGGGCCCGUCGUCAAGAACCGCAGGAAGAAGGUCCUGACGACCAGUGGCUCUCGUGGGGUUUUCUUUGACUCUGCAACGGAGCUUCUGUCAGCACUCAGCCAAGAAGAGAGGGAGCUCCUUGAAACCAUCACAGAGAAGGGCUACCCUCUACGCACCGCCAUUCUGGCUCUGCAGAAGACGGGCUACCGGAGCCCGGAGAAGGUCCUAAAAUACCUGGUUACCAGUGACCGUCUGUGUGGGCUGGGAUACGAUGAGGCGCAGGUGGAAGAGGCCCUGGAGAUGUUUCAGAACUGCGAGAGCAAGGCUGCCGAGUUCCUGCGUCUGUUGACCCAGUUUAACGAGAUGGGCUUCCAGCAAAGUGCAAUCAAAGAAGUGCUGCUUGUUCAUGAGAACCAUCGAGAGAGGGCCCUUGAGGAACUCAUGACACGCAUGGUUUAAACAGGACACACAGG